CUCCACUCCAUGUUGAACCGCCUCCCCGCCGCUCUCGCUCUUCUCCCCCGCCGCCUGUUCUCCUCCUCCUCCUCCUCCUCCUCCUCCUCCUCCUCCCGGAGGAGCGUGACCGGAGCCCGCCGCCUCCUGCUCCGCAUGGAGCCGGCCGUGGUGCGGUGCCUCCCCGGGGAGCCCACCCUCACCAUCUCCUUCCGCCUGGACGGCAGCAACAAGCAGAUGCUCCGGGACCAGGAGGAGGCGCUGGGCCGGGUCCUGGCCCGGAUCUCCAACGGCCUCAUCAAGAGCCAGGCCAAGAGGGCCAAGAAGAACCAGCAGAAGAACCAGCAGAAGAACCAGGAGAAGAACCAGGAGAACCAGCAGCCGGAGGACUGCACCGCGGUGGUGAAGCUGUUCUACGCCGGGGAAGAGGUGCCGGUCACGGCGCUCAACUGUGAGGCGUGGCGGGACGGAGCCGUGCUGCAGGUGGGAGAGCUUCAGUACUCGGUGCAGAGGAACCCGCCCACCUUCACCACCGCCGAGCUGCCGGCGUCUCUGCUGGCCGGCUUCCCCGUCUGUCCCAAGCUGGAGGUGGAGUUUGGGAACCUGCAGGACUGUGAGUUCACCUGGUUCAAAGAAAACACCCCAAACACCAGCCCUGAAGCCGCUGCAGCAGAAGCUCCAGGUGAGGACAGCAGCUGGACGGAGGUAGGACGUGGGAGGGUCUACGUCCCGUCCAAUCAGGACAUCGGCUCCAGGCUCAAGCUGUGCUGCACCCCUAGAGAAGGAGGGCGUGGCGGCCUGGACAGGGAGCUGGUCUCUGGGGGCGCCGUGGAGGCGGGGCCGGGCGUCUGCACCUUCGACAACAGACACCAGUACACGGUGAAGGAGGCGGAGUGGCCGGCGGUCAGGGUGGUGUCCUACAACAUCCUGGCUGACGUCUACGCUCAGACGGAGCUGUCUAGGACGGUGCUGUACCCGUACUGCGCCCCCUACGCCCUGCAGCUGGACUACAGGCAGAACCUGGUGAAGAAGGAGCUGGCCGGCUACAACGCUGACAUCAUCUGUCUGCAGGAGGUGGACAAAGGAGUGUUUGAGGACAGUCUGUCUCCAGCUCUGGACGCCUUCGGCCUGGACGGAGUCUUCAGGAUCAAAGAGAUGCAGCACGAAGGACUGGCCACUUUCUACCGCAGGUCAAAGUUUAAGCUGCUGAGCCGCCACGACAUCGUGCUGAGCGAGGCGCUGACCUCUGACCCCAGCUAUUCUACACUGCUGCAGACGGUUUCUGCUAACAGGAACCUGAGGGACCGGAUCGUACGGAGGUCCACCGUCCUGCAGGUCAGUGUGCUGGAGGACUUGAAAACACCAGACAGGAAGGUGUGUGUGGCCAACACACACCUGUACUGGCACCCCAAAGGAGGAAACAUCCGGUUGGUCCAGAUGGGCGUGGCUCUGAAACACCUGAGUCAUGUGAUCAGCCAGGUGGCCCCCGGAGCCCCUCUGCUCUUCUGUGGAGACUUUAACUCCAGCCCCACCUCAGGUGUGUUCCAGCUGCUGAGUGAGGCUGAGGUUCCUGAGCUUCAUGCAGACUGGAGCAGCUCUGGACCAGAGGAGUCCUGCAGCAUGGAGCUGCUCUCCUCCUUCCCCCCCCUGCUGAGCGCCUGCAGCCAGCCCGCCUACACAAACUACGUGGGAGGAUUCCACGGCUGCCUCGACUACAUCUUCAUCCAGCCGGACAGCAUGCAGGUGGAGCAGGUGAUUCCUCUCCCCAGUCAUCAGGAGGUUACCACCUACGAGGCUCUGCCCAGCGUCUCUCACCCCUCAGACCACAUCGCCCUGAUCUGUGACCUGCGCUGGAACCUCUGACCCCUGACCUCUGACCUCUGACCCCUGACCCCUGACCUCAAUCCACUGGAGAACCGACCGUCAGCUGCUCCCAGAGACGCGUUCUCACUUUGGAUUCCUUCACACUUGAUGAAAUCUGAGCAUGAAAACGUUUUCCUGCCAUGUAAAACAUCAUAAAACUGGAGGAACGGAGAAAUAAUCUCAAGUUCUUAUUGUAUUAUUGAUAGUACAAUAAUUCAUGAAUUUUAAUCACUGAUAUUCAGUGUUGGGGUGAUGAGUUAAUGAAUUGCACAUUGCGUGAUAUUUUUCUAAAAAGUAAAUAAUUAUUUGGUUGAUAACUACAGCACAUUAUGUUGAUAAUUGAUAUUCUGUUACAAAAAGAAAAAGUGAUGUAACUCCUCCCACCAUGAAACAUUUUAGUUCACUUGUUGCAUUCAGUAUCCAAUAAUACGGUUCAUAAAUAAAUAUUAACUUUUUAAUGAAAUUAUUUAAUAUUCCUAUUAUGUAUUUUUUUUCUUUGGCCGAAGAAGAUUCUCAGUGAUCUUUAAAGUUGUUUAUUUUAAAUAAAGUUUAAGUCGACAACAUCA
Centropristis striata (black sea bass) is the source of this 2408-nucleotide messenger RNA. It is a transcript of the gene pde12, whose product is annotated as phosphodiesterase 12. Lineage: Eukaryota; Metazoa; Chordata; Actinopteri; Perciformes; Serranidae. Gene Ontology annotation, molecular function: 3'-5'-RNA exonuclease activity. The coding region runs from base 10 to 1842 and encodes 610 amino acids. Gene Ontology annotation, cellular component: mitochondrion. Gene Ontology annotation, biological process: nuclear-transcribed mRNA catabolic process, deadenylation-dependent decay. The transcript is spliced from 9 exons. The record is from RefSeq and is a predicted model, not a curated record.